Molecule: messenger RNA, 1158 nt
Organism: Rotaria socialis
Lineage: Eukaryota; Metazoa; Rotifera; Eurotatoria; Philodinida; Philodinidae
Source: the annotation of a GenBank genome assembly
AUGAAUUCACGAGAAACAGCAGAUUUAACACGAUUAAUAAGACUUCAUCCAUUACUCAAAGAUGAACAACGAGAUCGCAUUAAAAUUAUGAUUUCAGGAAAACAAUUUAUUGUACAAAAUCGACAAUUGAAAAAAUUUCCAGAAACAUUAUUGGGUAAUGAAGAUAAACGACGCGUAUUCUACGAUGAUAAAUCAAAUCUGUAUAGAUUUAAUCGACAUCCAUCGGUAUUUGAAUCAAUACUUUAUUAUUAUUUGAAUCCUGGAGUUUUGAUUCGACCACCUCAUAUUGAACCUGAAAUUUUCUAUGAAGAACUACGUUUUUGGAAUAUAAAUGAAAAUCUCAUCGAGGCAUUUAUCGAAGAAGACAUGACACCUUUAGAUGAUAUUCGUAUUUUGCCAGUACAAAAAUGGCGUCGGAUUAUUUGGAGAACUCUUGCAUACCCGGAAAGCUUUCAUUUUCCAUACGAUAAAUUAGUCAUAGGAACAUAUAUGUUCAUCACAUUAGUAUCGUGCAUUCCAUUUAUGAGCGAAAUUAUACCAACUGUCACUGAAUUGAAUAAACUUCGGAAUGUACUUGGCAUCAAACAAAUAUAUUUGCCAUUGUAUAUGCGUUCAUUUUAUACCAUUGAAAUUAUAUGUAUAACAAUAGUUUCAAUUGAAUUAAAUUUACGAAUUAUAUCAGCACCGAAACUGCCUCUUAUUCUCUAUGAUAUAUUUAAUUUUCUAGAUUUGAUAAUUCUUUUGUCAGGUGCAAUUUGUUUGAUUGGUUAUCAUUUACAUAAUAUUCGUUAUAUAAAUAAUUUUCUUUCAUUUUACCAUUGGCUACUUGUAUUGAAAUCUUUUCGUCCCUAUCGAUUAGCACGGCAUAUGUUAAAUUUAAGAUUAUUAUAUAAAGCAAUUGCUAUGUGUUUAAAUGAAGUCUGCGCCUUGAUUAUUUCCGUCAUAUUCUUCAUGGUAUUGUUUGGUACGUUGAUUUAUAUUCUCGAUAAUUCAGAACCGGAAUCGAACACAAGAAAUAUUCUUGAUGGAUUUUGGCUUGCAUUUAUUACAUUAACCACGUUAGGUUAUGGUGAUGUAUAUCCGCGUUCGUUCGAAGCACGAAUAGCAGCUGGUGUAUGCGCUUUAAUAGGAAUAAUUGUAUUCAGGUGUGAUCCAUGA